This is a messenger RNA of Eremothecium gossypii ATCC 10895, 279 nucleotides long. RefSeq names its product Coi1p (gene COI1). NCBI's taxonomy places the organism in Eukaryota, Fungi, Ascomycota, Saccharomycetes, Saccharomycetales, Saccharomycetaceae. Bases 1 to 279 code for a protein of 92 amino acids. The record is from RefSeq and is marked provisional. The transcript has 2 exons.
AUGUCAUGCUACCUCUCGGCCGGCGCAGUAGCCAUGGUGCUCCUAACAAAGACGAUAAUCCGGAACAGGAAGGACAAGCAGUUCCUCCCGGCUGCACGGCAACUGGGAGACGGCACGGAGGUGGAGGACCCCUACGGGAACAUCGCGGCGAUCAAGCCCGGGUUCCCGAUGCAGCAGGAGCAGCGCCCGCGCAAGAGCGAGUUUGAGGGCGCGGGGCUGUCGUACCGCACAAGGAAGAGCGGAGACCGGCUGGGCUUCUUCGACCGGAGGCAGGAAUAG